This is a messenger RNA of Psammomys obesus (fat sand rat), 3830 nucleotides long. RefSeq lists its product as uncharacterized. The record is from RefSeq and is a predicted model, not a curated record. The transcript is spliced from 9 exons. Gene Ontology annotation, molecular function: methyltransferase activity. Lineage: Eukaryota; Metazoa; Chordata; Mammalia; Rodentia; Muridae. Bases 91 to 996 code for a protein of 301 amino acids.
GGGGGCGGGGCUUAGCGGUUCGGCCCUCCUGACGCGUGUCUGGCUGCGCGUGCUCAGAGCGAACCUGCUCUUGCGUUUGCUGGCUGCGCCAUGGAUUUUGACUCCGCUCGGCGGGCUGUUUUUCAGCUGCUCGGCGCUACGGCUCCCGCGGAUGUCCCGGCCCUGAUCCACUGGAUGAGAACUACUCGGGAUUUUGACAGAUUCACUCAUGACAAUAAUGACGUUAUGUUGAAGAACAUAGCCGAUGAUCUUCGGAACUGUUUGCCGCUAGAAGCUGUGCUUUGCUCGGAACAUGUAGCCCUUCAAAAGAUACAACAGCAGCCGGAACCCACAGUUCACGUUGAUGCAUUCCUUUAUGAUGAAGAGUUUAUUGAUUCAUUAUGUGAGGAAGGAAAACUGAGCAGAAACUACUGUACUGUGUGUGGCUCCCACAGAAUAGCCCCUCUGGGAUUUAUUUCUCAUUCCUUCUCCCUCAUGGAGUUGAAGUUCAUUUAUCAUCAUGUUCUCCCCGAUCUGUCAGGAAAGGUCUUGGUUGACGUUGGCUCCAGACUUGGCACAGUCCUUUAUGGGGGUUACCUUUACAGCUCGGCACUGCAGCUCUGUGGGGUAGAGCUGAAUGGAGAAUUUUGCCAAUUGCAGGAAAUGAUCAUAAAGAAAUACCAGUUCAGUGACAGAAUCAAGGUGCUUCAUGCUGACAUCUGUACCCAGAGUGCACUCCUGCAGAGUGCUGAUGUCAUUGUAAUGAACAAUGUCUUCGAAUAUUUUCUCACUGAGGCUGAACAGGCCAGUGCCUGGGACUCCAUCAUCCAUAACGUAAGAAAACGAGGAUCGCUACUAGUGACAGUACCAAGUCUCCAAGAUUCUCUCAUGAGUCUUCAGAUCAAUCUGCAGCUGUCCUCCUGGGUGGAAGAGAUCCCACUGCACCUUGAGGAGUACCCACAAAUGGAUGCUGACCGAGAAGCUCUUGAACAGAUUCAUUUGUAUAAGGUUCUCUAGCCCUGAAGGAACCCUCUCCCCUGUGAUAUGGUCUGCCUACGGCACUGCUGUCCUUCCCCACCCGCUGUCAUUGACUCCGCAUCACCAGGCCGUUCCUCCCUCAGCUCUCCACUCUGGCCAUCACUGUCAUUGUCUAUCACCAGUGAGCUAGCGACCCGCCUCAAAGCUGGGACAUAGAACAACUUGAAACUCUGAAUAAAUCUGAUUUAUUUUAGAACGGGGGAAUUUUGAACUUUUGCUUAUUGUGUUUUCUAAACCCGGUGACUUUUUUUCUUUUCUCUUAGAAAACUUUUUAAAGGGUGUGUGGUGUAUGAAGGUAUGUCUGCGCAGAUUUCCAAGUGUUUGGGCAUGUGGAGAGCAUGUGUGUGUACUGGUAUACAAGAGUGGGGAUGAGAGGUUGGCUUGAGAGGUCUCCUUUGAUCUCUCCACCUUAUGCGUAGGCCAGGUCACUCACCCGAACCUAGAGCCUCUGACUCAGCUGUCUGGUCAGCCAGCUUGCCCUGAGAAGCUCGUUUCUCCCCAGGGCUGGGAUCACUGCCAGGUUGCCAUGACCGCCUCUCACUUACGUGAGCAGGAGGCGUCCAGACACUGGUAUUCACCUGCUGAGCCAGUGUCUUAACUGGCUGACCUACUAAGACAUCUCGCAGUGUUUUCUAAAAUCUCUUCAAGUUCCUUCCCUAUUUUUGAUUCGUUCAAUGUAUUUACAUCCUUUCAUUUUACUAUUUGAGUUAGGGCAGCAUUGCAAUUAUGAACAAAACAGACAAGGUGAAGAUCUGUGUCUGUAAUAAAACAAAACAACACGCAGGCUUUCCUGGCUCUGAAGCACAUGUUCUGCUUGACAGAAGGGUGGAGGCAGAGAGGCUGGACAGGGAAAUAAAUCAACUAGAAUUUUGUUCGGCAUAACAUUUUCCAUGCCACAUGACCUAUUAAACAUAACUAUAUGUCUUCAAGUACAGGUAUGUAAUAAAGUGAAGCAGACUGUACUCGGAGUCCCUUUUCUGAGUACAUGUUAACAAGUGCAACCAUACAACUAAUGAUACCCAUAUAGUGUAACAUAUGACAUAUAAUUAUAUAACAUAAUUAACAUAGAGCUCUAGUAAUAGCUCCUUCUCAAUGAGAGAUUAUGUGGCACUAAAAUACAUAAUUUUAUGCAUUAAAAGGAGGCUAUAGGUGUGAUACAGUCAUUAUGCAUUAUGUACAGUUUGUUUUGUAGUGCUAGAAAUCAGAUAAUCAUUCUUGCCCUUAGCUUCCCAGACCCACCUUUCUUUUUUCUUUUUCUGUUUUUCUUUCUUUCUUUCUUUCUUUCUCGUUCUCUCUCUUUCUUUCUCCUUCCUUCCUUCCUUCCUUCCUUUCUUCUUCUUUUCUUCCAUCCUUCCUUCCUUCCUUUUUUUAAGACAGGCUCGCUCUACGUAGUCUUGGAACUGGCCGCAUAAACCAUGAUGGUCAUGAACUCACAUAGACAGGCUCACUAGCCUCCAAAGUGCUGUGAUUAAAGGUAGGUGCCACCAUGCCCUGCCUUUCUUCCUUGUAAAAAUGAAAUGUAUAUAGUUAGCAGCUGGGUGUGGUGGUUUCCAGCAUGAUAUGUUUAUUAACUAUCUGGGGAUCCUAUACAUGCACCCGAUCCCGCUCACUUCCCACUUCUCCCAGGUCCACCUUCCACCCUUGUUCUCCUUCUCCCCAGAAACGGUGCUUGCCUUUAAUCCCAGUGCUCAGGAGGCAGAGGCAAGUGGAUCUCUAUGAGUUCAAGGUCAGCCUGGUCUACAGAGUGAGUUCCCAGUGUUUUUGUUUUGUUUUUCUCCAUAGCCUACAAGUUUUGAUAUUCCAAGCUUGUGACUGAGUGUCUGCUGUCCAGGUAAAGGUAGCUCCCAAAAACCAAGCCUAACAAUAAUGAUGGAGUCGUCUGAGGUACCAAUAAAGCUGUCAUACUCUCUAGACAGAAAACGAAAACUUUAAAUGCCCUUUUAGAGAGAGAAUUACUAAAAGGAUAAAAACAAAACAAAAACAUAAAAGCUGCCCUGCCUUGGAAGGAGAAACCAGGAGCAGGAAGAAUUCCACAUGUUCACAGUGCGAGGUCAGCUAUGUUACCCUCCCCACCCCUCACAGAAAUAUAAGACAUAAUCCAGUGUGGCAGACAGAUGCCGUCUAAACUUAGCUACCUGGGACUUCGGUAGCCAACGGCUAGCAGUGACAGGAGCAGCUGCUGCAGUCAGGAGCAGAAGACUGAAGCAGACCAAUUACCUUCCAUUCCCUGCGGUGCCUUCCCACAAGGCACGUGUUCAUCGAACUUUCUUUCAUUUAAAAACCUCAGUAUUUCUUCCCACAUUCCAAGUGUCUUCCCCAAAUACAGUUAACACAAUACCAUGCUUCGGCUCCUUUGGUUAAAAAUAAUGUCAAAUUAGCAGUUUUAGUCAACUCUAGGACUACACUGAGAGAGGUAGACUCAUGUGUCCUGAUCCCCUGGCUCUCCCUUAUGAACAAGUGGGAAGUUUAUGAGCCAACAGGCAAGUUUCAGGAAGUUUAGGUAAGGUUGAGUGUUUGUACCCUGUCCCAUAUGAUCUAAAAUUGUUUUCUCCAGAGCUGGAGAGAUGGCUCAGAGGUUAAGAACACUCACUGUUCUCCCAAAGGCCCUGAGAUCAAUUCCCAGCAACCACAUGGUGGCUCACAACCCUCUAUAGUGAGAUCUGGUGUGCAGGCAGAAUGCUGUAUAAAUAAUAAAUAAUCUUUUAAAAAAUUGUUUUCUCCAAACUAGACACAAUUUGGAUUAGAAUUGUUCCUGAAGCUGUUAUGUAUCUCUGUGUGACAAAUAGACUCCUAUGACUAAUAAAAAAGUUGAG